This is a messenger RNA of Phodopus roborovskii (desert hamster), 700 nucleotides long. RefSeq names its product bone gamma-carboxyglutamate protein (gene Bglap). The transcript has 4 exons. The record is from RefSeq and is a predicted model, not a curated record. The coding region runs from base 274 to 573 and encodes 99 amino acids. Gene Ontology annotation, biological process: regulation of cellular response to insulin stimulus; osteoblast differentiation; response to vitamin K. Gene Ontology annotation, cellular component: extracellular region. Gene Ontology annotation, molecular function: hydroxyapatite binding; calcium ion binding; structural constituent of bone. NCBI's taxonomy places the organism in Eukaryota, Metazoa, Chordata, Mammalia, Rodentia, Cricetidae.
GCGGUGGAGCAGUGUCAGAGUCUGCAGCCUCUGAUUGUGGCCCACACUCCACUCCCAGGGCCUUGCCCAGGAAGCUGCAAGCCCCGACCACAGCAUCCUUUGGGUUUGACCUACUGAGCCAGGGCACAUGACCCCCAAUUAGCCCUGGCAGCAUCCCCUGCCCCGCCUGCUCACACUGGGGGCGCAGGCAGUGGAUAUAAAUGGUACUGGAGGCUGAAGGGUGCAGAGCAGACAAGUCCCACACAGCAUCCUGGUGCAGAGUUGGCAGACACCAUGAGGACUCUCUCUCUGCUCAUUCUGCUGGCCCUGGCUGCACUCUGCGUCUCUGGCCCAGCAGAUGCAAAGCCCAGUGACUCAGAGUCUGACAAAGCCUUUGUGUCCAAGCAAGAUGGCAGUAAGGUAAUGAAUAGACUCCGGCGCUACCUGGACCAAGGGCUUGGAGCCCCAGCCCCCUACCCAGAUCCCCUGGAGCCCAAGAGGGAGGUGUGUGAGCUCAACCCCAAUUGUGAUGAGCUAGCGGACCAUAUCGGCUUCCAAGAUGCCUACAGCCGCUUCUACGGUACCAAUCCUUAGGGCAUGUGUUGCCCGGGGCCAUUUGGCAGCCUCAGCUUCAGCUACUCUCCAGGACUCGACCCUCCCUACUCCCUCUCUCUGCCCUGCAAGUGACACAGCCCAUCCAAAAUAAAGUCCAGACGAGUAA